AUGGGCACUGUUCGGGCUUCCGAUGCCGAGACUUCGGUCUCCAACGCCCCACUAAAUGCUUCCGCCGCCGGUCCGCACAGCCAUCCUGUUGCCAAAGUAGAGCAAGAUCAAAAAUUUGGUGCAACAAAUCUAAGCUAUCUUGAGAAAUUGGUAGUUCAUACCGACCCCGAAAUUCUCGAACGCGGUGUGACUAUUGGUACUAAGCUACUAGACCAGCUGAAGACCGCGUUGAACGGCGCCGAUACACCCGAAGUAAAUGGUUGGCGCACAGCAAUUGAUGAGCUGAAGGAACGCGCAAGACCGACUCGCGCAGUUAUCGGUGUUGUAGGCGAUCCCGGUUGCGGAAAAAGUUCUCUUAUCAAUGCUAUCCUCAAGGAAGAAGAAUUGGUUCCUGCUGAUGCGAGUCCUUCGAUGACAAUCACAUUCUCGUACAACUACUCGGAUGACCCAACGGAAAAAUACCGAGCCGAGGUGCAGUUUAUUGAUAGAAGAGAAUUAAUUGACGAGCUGCGCAACCUUAUUAUCAACCUAUCAUAUGAGGAUGAAGCUGACUCCGCUUACGCAAUGCUCAAAGCCUUAUACCCAAAUAAGACCAAGGAGAUGAUGAUUAAAGAGAACGCAGCAGAACUCGCACGUGUUUUACCCGCUAGAAAAAAGCUCGGAAAGAUCAUUCAGCUCAAGGCGGAUUCUGAUAAGUCCCUCUCUGACAGACUACGUUUGUACACGGAUGUCAGCCAAACACUUGAUUCAAGCCAAGGAAAGCUCGCAUACGCCCCUCUCGUCAAAGAAAUCCGAAUCUACACCAAGGCAGAGGUACUAUCUACGGGAGCCAUCCUAGCGGAUAUACCCAACGCACAAGACUCCAAUUCUGCUCAAGUAGGCCAGGUAGAGAAAUACCUGAAGUCAUGCAUUGGCGUAUGGGUCGUAGUACCAACUUCACGUGUUCUUCAAGUUGGCAAAGUAGCCCCCCUCCUAAGCGAUAACUUCAAGCGGCAGUUAAGAUAUGAUGGUCUGCAAUCCGCAAUCACUCUCAUUAUCUCUAAAACAGAUGAUACACACUCCACGACAUUCCGACCUAACCUCAAUACCAAAAAAGAACUAUUAAAGCUAAGGAGCAAGCUACAUAAACUAGAGAACUUCAAAGCAAAGGUUGAGUCGACCCUUGAAGAUCUAAGAAUACGGCGAAGGGCAUUGAAGGGACGAGCCGAUGAGGAAAAUUCGCAGUCGACUGAGGAUCGCCAACAAAUCAGCAAGGGAGGACUUGAAAGAAAGCUCGAAUCUCUCAAGAGUCAAGAGAGGAGUAUCCACGACGAACUACAAGCAACCAAUACACAAAUUGACGAUGUAGAGAAGGAUCUCGAAAAAUACGAAACUCAACGGCAACACAUCCUUGACGAAAUGGGUGAAAUUGGCGCCCGGGGCAUCAACGAAUUCAAAGGGCAUCUACGAGAAAAUCUCGAACAGGAGUUCGACGCCGAAAUUGACAAGUUCGACCGUGAAAAUAUAUCCGAAUACGGGAAGAUAUCUGUGGAAGUCGCCCAUCCCGCAACCUUUUGUGUCAGCAGCUUGGCAUACAGAAAGCUUUAUGGUGAAUGCGAGGAUCAUGAUCUCCGCAGCCGUGGGUUUUUAUCUGCGAGGGAUACCGAAAUUCCACAACUGCAAGACCACGUCAGGAAGAUAACAGAAAUCGAACGAGUUAUUGACUGCCAGGGGUAUCUCAACGACUUAAUGCGACUUGUCAACUCGAUGAAAUUAUGGACCCUUAGCAAUGGGAGUAAGACGAAACUUACAGACGAUGAAAUUCGAGACGAAUUACAUCUAAGAAAGCAUUUGGCACAUCUUGAGGAGGAAUUCAAGGCGGCUGUUAACAAAUUCGGCGGCAAACUUAAUGGUGUCUUCCAUACCCAUAUUUUCCGCGUUUUCGAGAGGGCUAUAUCCUCGGCAUACGAUGCAGCCCCCGAAACAGUGACGCAUUGGGGAGCACCCAAAAAUCAAGGCGGCCUCGCUUGGUCAACAUACAGAGCAGUCUGUCGACGAAAUGGGUAUUUUCGUGGUGCCACUGGAACUCACGAUUUCAAUCAAGAGCUCUUCCAACCUAUAUCUCGUAUGAUGCUACAAGAGUGGAACAAUACAUUCCAGCGCCAUGUGCCAAAUCUCUUCCGACAAUUCUCUUCCUAUACAUCAAAGCAACUUGACAUAUUCGCGAAAGCCACCGAGACACAGCUCCAACGACGUGCGAAUGUAGCAGAAGCGACCACGCUGCUUCGUCAAGUAUCAGCUCAUAAGCGUGCACUGGACCAACUGUCUAUGACUUGGCGUCGGAAUAUCAUUCAGGCUCAAAGAGACUCACAUCGAACAUUUAUUCCAACAAUCCGUGAUGCUAUGAUACCUGCUUACCGGAUUUGUGCUGCCGAAAGAGACAAUGGUUGUUUCGGCCGUAUGAAAGAAGUGAUGGAGGACCAUAUCACGUCGGCUCGUCAAACCAUGUUCCGCCUCGCCACCGAUAUAGUAAAGGGACAAUUGAAGGACAUGUGCCAUGCAGCUAUGAGAGAUAUGGCCAAGAAAACAGGCCAUAUGUUUGUCAGGAUCUCUAACGAGUACGUGGAAACUCUCGUAGGGACGAAUGUUGGAAGCUACAAGGAAUUAUUACCUCAAGAUCUUAUUGUGCGAGCGAACGUUGAUGGCAUUCUCCAUCAGUGUGACUCGACGUUUUCUCUCGCGUUUGAUAAAUCCAAGCAAACGGGAGAUUCGAAUUUGACUCACGAUGUUGAGGAAAAGGUUGAUGUUGCCGAGGAAAAAGUGAACGAUUAA
This is a messenger RNA of Annulohypoxylon truncatum, 2811 nucleotides long. RefSeq lists its product as uncharacterized. Lineage: Eukaryota; Fungi; Ascomycota; Sordariomycetes; Xylariales; Hypoxylaceae. Bases 1 to 2811 code for a protein of 936 amino acids. The record is from RefSeq and is a predicted model, not a curated record. The transcript is spliced from 7 exons. Gene Ontology annotation, molecular function: GTP binding.